Acyrthosiphon pisum (pea aphid) is the source of this 984-nucleotide messenger RNA. RefSeq names its product putative nuclease HARBI1. NCBI's taxonomy places the organism in Eukaryota, Metazoa, Arthropoda, Insecta, Hemiptera, Aphididae. The record is from RefSeq and is a predicted model, not a curated record. Bases 1 to 984 code for a protein of 327 amino acids. The transcript has 5 exons.
AUGGCAAAUUUUGAUGAAAUGGCAAUGUUAUUUACAAUCGAUAAUGUUUAUGAGCAUGAACACGCAAUGGAUGUACGACAAACACGAAUCCCUGAGAUGAUUUCGGAUCCAUUUCUUCUAACAGACCGAUUAUUUAUAAAAAAUUUCAGACUUUCUAAAAAUCUUGUUAGAAAUGUAAUUGAACUUUUACAAACGCGUAUAGUUUCAAAAAGCCGUUCUUCUGCAAUUGACUUAAAUACAAAAGUCUUAGUUACAUUAAACUUUUUGGCUACUGGCUCAUACCAGUCUCCAAUUGGAAAUAGUCGGUUUGCAGCUUUAUCACAACCAACUGUAUCACGUUGUAUUAGCGAGGUUGUUGAAGCAAUUAACCAUCCAGAGAUAUUCAACGAAUGGGUUAAGUUUCCAAAAAACCUGAAUGAGCUCACAGAAAUCCGCAAUGAGUUCUACAGAGAAACAGGAUUUCCAGGAGUUAUAGGAUGUAUUGAUUGCACACACGUGGCAAUUGUAUCUCCUUCGACCAACCUAAAUUUAAACGAAAAUCAAAACCCUGAAUAUAUCUAUGUAAACCGUGAUUCUGGAUAUCCCUUGCGACAGUGGUUGUUGACACCUAUAACCAAUCCUACAACAGAUGCUGAAAAAUUGUUCAAUACAAAACAAAUGUCAACCAGAUCUAUUAUUGAACGUUGCAAUGGGGUGUUGAAAAUGAGAUUUAGGUGCUUAUUAAAGGAUAGAAUACUACAUUACAAACCGGAAAAAGCAUCAUCCAUAAUAAAUGCGUGUGUAGUUCUGCAUAAUAUGUGUAUCACAAACAACGUCCCUAUGACAUAUGAACACGAUAUCGAGGAACAUGAAAUUUUGGGUAUUCUGGAAGACCAAGAAAUAUUAGCGGAUAACAAUCGCAAUAUAGAGUUGACUCUUGGGAGACAACAGCGAGAUAAAGUAGCAAGAUAUUAUUUCAUAGACAUGGUGUAUAAAAUAAAGUAA